GUAAACGUCUAGAGCAGUAGGUCGCACAUUGUUCACGCGAAUUUAAAGCACAAAAAUGGAUAUUCAGGACGAAGACCUUCAUAAACUAAUAACCGACAUGGUGGAUGAUAACAUAGAAUCAGUGAACAAUAUUCUCGCUACCAAAUUUGACAAAAGACUUCUGCACCAAAUUGGGCGACUGCACAUCAACGUGGUUCACAUAGCAGCUUGGCGAGGUAGAAUGGAAUUACUUGAAUUAUUCCACAAUCAUGGCGCUGAUAUUAAUGCGACGGAUGCGAUCGGAAGAUGCGCAUUGUUCUACGCUGCCAAUCGUGGAGACAGUGACAUGGUGAAUUGGUUGUUGAAACAAGGAGCAUACACGGAAAAUAAAAUUCGUGUCGAGAGGUGCUACAGGAAUUUCAGUGAUUUGUUCUUGGCUCAAUGCCCCAUAGGCCAUAACUUACCGUCCCCCGAGUGUUUAGAAAGAACGGCCUUGCACCAAGCGGUGCAGCACAAUCAUUCGGACGUGGUGAAAAUUUUGGUGGAAGCUAACGCUGACGUGAACGCUAAAGACGAACGUGGAUUCACUCCGUUACUCUUGGCAGGCUCCAAUGAUGAGAUUCGAAAGAAUCCCAAGGAGAUGUCCAAGUACGUCGAUAUUGUCAAGUCUCUCGUGGCAGCGAAUGCUUCAACGGACGUCUUUCGCAAAGAUACAGGUACCACAGUGUUGCACCGCGCAGCAGAAUUAGGAAAUGCGGAGGCAACGCAAAUAUUGUUGGACGGUGGUGCAUCGCCUUAUCAUCAAUGCAUAAGAUAUGGGAACACUCCCUUGCACACAGCUGCCUCAGUUGGUAGCUACGGCGUGCUGUUAAAUAUCCUGAAAAAAAUGUACACGUCCCAAGUCGAUAUUACUAAUCACAUGAAACAGACAGCUCUUUAUUUGGCUGCAUGCGAAGGUCACGAUAAAUGCGCCAAAGCUUUAAUAAAUCAUGGGGGCAAUUUGGCCGCAAGAACAGAUUACGGAGAAGCAGUUGUGGACGUCAUAUUCGCGCACAUAAGGAGACCAGAAAUAUUUCUCAAUGACAUCCUGGAUUCGGGAGUGCAGAUGGUGAACAAAUCGACGGGUGAAAAUUUAGGAAUCAUCGUUAAUUUCAAUGUCCUAACACCGGAAGUUGAGAAACAAAUGACGGUUGUCAUGUCCCUCAUCGCUGCGGCAUCCAACGUUGAACAACUGACGAUUCUGCAACACCCAUUGCUCGAAACAUUCCUCUGCCUAAAAUGGUCAAAGCUUCGAAUGUUCUUUUUUACCCUUAUCCUCGUUCACGCGAUCCAUGUGUUCUCGCUUACUGGUUACACGAUAAUGUUAUUGCAAUACGAGAUGCCUUAUACUCCUUUGAGGGUGAUUUUAACUUUCUGCUCGUCAGCCCUUCUCCUUCACAACCUGGCGCAGGCGUUGAUGGUGCCAAAAUAUUAUCUGAGACAGUUCGAGAUGUGGAUGUCAUAUGCGUGCGCGAUUAUAACCCUGGUGAUUUCGUUGCAUGGCGUUCCCGUGACAGAAAAUCCGCCAGUGGAAAAAUCAUCAACCGUCCCCGUGCAUACUGCGCACUCAGAGUGGAUGCUGCAUUCUCUUAGCGUGGCAAUCUUACUUAGCUGGAUACAAAUGAUGCUGAUAAUCGGCCGUCUACCGACGUGCGGAUAUUACGCACUCAUGUUUUCCACGGUGCUCAAGAAUUUUUUCAAGGUUCUCGUAGCGUUCAUCUUUCUGAUUGUCGGAUUCGCGUUGAGCUUCACCGUUGUGUUUCACCAGAACGACCAGUUCAGCAAUGCCUGGCUAGCCUUCGUGAAGACCUUGGUAAUGAUGACGGGCGAGUACGAGUACGAGGAUCUGUUCCCGAACAAGAAGGGGGACAGUUCUCCACUACUAUUCACCAGCAAGGUCGUGUUCCUUGCUUUCAUCAUGCUUGUUAGCAUCACUCUUAUGAAUCUGAUGAUCGGUCUAGCGGUCAAUGAUAUCCAGGAACUCGAGAACCAAGGUCACAUUGAUAAAUUGCUGAAGCAAGCCGAGUUCGUGAGCCAUUUGGAGAGGUUGAUAUCACAUCCAAUCUUUCGCAGCAGUUGCUUGCCUGCCCGGGUACAAUUGUUCCUCAACUUGAGACGCAACAUUCCGAACACAUUUCAUUUCCAUUAUCACAAACAUAAUUCCGGCGAAUUAGCGGCAAACAUUUCGGCGUACCAAAGAGAGGCAUUAAGCUUGUUGGCUUUCAAAAACUCCCGCAAUAAUAAAUGUUUGAUAACGAGCGACGAGAACAAGAAUAAUGAUAACGACACGGAGCUUGCGGCGGUACUUAAGGAAGUGUUGUUACAAUUACAAACGUUUUACAGUUCUAACACAAUGCCGCCAAGAUAUACAAGACUUUCUGACAGAAGACAUACAAUGCAUCGAAGAAAAACUAUGAAUGUAUAGAUUAUAGGCAAGAUGAAAAAUUUAAUUAAGUAUACUGUUCAGUUUUAUAAAUUCGUGCACGAAUAAAAUUGUAUUGCAAUGUAAGGUCAA
This is a messenger RNA of Megalopta genalis, 2533 nucleotides long. RefSeq names its product transient receptor potential cation channel subfamily A member 1. Gene Ontology annotation, cellular component: membrane; transmembrane transporter complex. Gene Ontology annotation, molecular function: protein binding; monoatomic ion channel activity. The record is from RefSeq and is a predicted model, not a curated record. NCBI's taxonomy places the organism in Eukaryota, Metazoa, Arthropoda, Insecta, Hymenoptera, Halictidae. Gene Ontology annotation, biological process: monoatomic ion transmembrane transport.